AUUCUAGGGAAUUAAUUUUAUUGCUUUGUACUAUUUCAUUGGAUACAUUCAUCACACUCAAUUAUCUAUUCUUAAGUUUAUGGGCUUUUGGACUCUCGUUUUCCUCUAAUGGAGAGCAUCAAUACAAUAUUCAGGUACGUGAUUUCUUGGACCAUGUGCAGUAGUUUCUUUAGGUUAUGCACCUAUCGCUGGUCAUGGCAUGUACCCACGGUCCCCUGUUCUGAGACGCUGCCCAACUGCUUUCUAAGGUGGCCUUACUCUGCCUUUAGCUGUGUGUGACAUUACCUGUUCCUCUGCAUCCUGGCAGCAUCUAGUGUUGCCACUUUGGUUGGGGAGGAAAUGACAUUUCAUUAUGCGCUUCAUUUGCACUUUCCUGAUUAUGAGGCAGAUUGCAUAUCUUGUCCUAUUUUGUUUUUGCUAUUUCUGUUGCUCAUUCUGUGAAUUUUCUCCUUACAUAACUUGCUAAUUAUUCCAGUUCUUAAAGGCUGCUCUAUAUGGAGCCCUUGAAAUAUAUAUAUUUAACUUAAAAAUCCUUUUUAAAAAAUUUGUGUACUGCCAGUGUCUUCUCCCCAGCUCUGAAUAUGCAGGGCAUUUCUCCCAUUGGUGGGUUAACGUAGUGGUGACCUCAUUCUGCAAUAUUUUCUGUUUGCCUCUGUCUCUCAUAAGGCUCAGCUGAUAAAGAAUACACCUGCAGUAUGGGAGAGCUGGAUUCGAUGCUCGGGUUGGGAAGAUCCCCUGGAGAAGGGAAUGGGUAACCACUCCAGUAUUCUGGCCUGGAGAAUUCCAUAGACUAUAUAUUUCAUGGGGUCACAAAGAGACGUGACUGAGUGACUUUCACUUUCUCAUAAGGCUGUGAAUUCAAGUGAGAGCAAAAACAGACCUUUUCAUUUUUAUUUGCUUGGUCCCUGGCACAUAGAUGGUACCUAGAAAAAUUGCUUGAGUUGACUUGAGAGUGUCAAUUUAAUAUGGAUGUUAUUGUAAAUUUGAGGCUGUACUUAAGGCUUUCAAUUUGAGGAGUUUCUGUCAGCCUUAGUUAUUUGAUAUAUACACAUAAUGUACAUAUGAACAUAUGUGUACAUACAUACCAGGGAUGCCCUGCAGGCUCAGUGGUAAAGAAUUUGCCUGCAAUACAGGAGGUGUGGAUUUGAUCCCUGGGUCAGGAAGAUCCCCUGGAAUCUUCAAGGGGAUUCAAUAUUCAACCCACUCCAAUAUUCUUGUCUGGGAAAUCCCAUGGAGAGAGGAGCCUGGCGGGCUAUAGUUCCUGGGGUCAUAAAAGAGAAGGACGUGGCUUAGUGACUAAACAACACGUUUGCAACCAAAACAAAUUAGACCCUUUUCAUAACCUUUAAAAUAGGGCUUCCCUCCAUUUCCAGGCAAAGAAUUUUUCUUAGAACGAAACUAAGGUUGAAAUAGGUUAAUAUAUUCAGAUGCGAUUUGAAUAACAGAUGCAUCUCUAUUUCUGGUCCAGAGUUGUUGGGGAGGCAGGAGGAAGGGGGGCGUGAUCGUACAGUGCUUUGCCAUCUUCACAGCUCAUCAGUAUCAGCAGCUGACACCAGCAAGUGUUUGCCAAUUAGAGUCUGUUGGCUAACCCUGACCUUGUCGUUACAACCAUUGCUCUCUCGACCUCUGCCAGCUUGACACAUGGCACCAGGCUCUGUGGGCAGCUGGUACUUUGGACUGGAAUGUUCUGUCUCUUCUGGUGAUUCUGAAGCCAAACCUCUGAUCUUCACAUUUGUCCCCACUGUCAGAAGACUGCCAACCCACUCCCAGCUGGGUGACACGUCUAAGUACAUUGUUAAAAUUCCUGAGGAACCAAGUGAUAAGACUCCAGAAACUGUAAAUAGGUUUGAUUCCAGUGAGUACUUGACCUUGAAUGUUGGGCACCAACAGGAGAAAGAACGAGGAGCACUGACUUGCCCUUCAGAGGUUGAGGACAAGGCUUCCCAAGGAAGGGAAUUUAAAGAGAAGAAACCUCAAGGAAUGCAGCAAAGUGACCUCUUCAAAGCGGAAUAUGUCUUUAUUGUGGACUCUGAGGGGGAGGAGGAAGCCCCGGGCAGAAAAGGUGACCAGGGACCCCCGGUGGGGACAGGCCCCCCGGCCGCUCGGCCCGCGUCUCUCGCCAUCUCCUCCUGUCUGGCCUCCGAUGCGGUGCGCCCCAAAACUCGAGGGGCGGACCUCCAGGCCCCGUCGCAUCCUGAACGGCCUCAGGUGAUGGCUCCUCAGCAAAGACACGGGCAGUUAACUUCUCCCACUGCCUCUGAGCAGCUUGCCCGUAAACCACCUGCUUUCUCCUUUGUUUCUCCAACUAAUCAGAAAACACCACCUGCCCCAGGCGACCUCGCCAGAGCCUCUGUCCUGGAGGAGUUCCACUCGAGGAGGCUGGAUGCCCGCGGGGCCCUGGUGGAAGAAACAACCACGUACUUUCAAACUUCUGCUCACUCUGCACCUUUUUUUGCACCGAAGGGCACGUCCUCGACGUCACAGGUCCCCCAACCCGCUCAGUUAUCAGGGUCUCCUUCAUCCAGUCCAAGCACAGCACAGCAAAACACGGGGCAGACUUCUGAAGUCCUCAAGAAGACGGUCACCUCGAACGUCCUUAGUCCCAAAGAGAGUCCGAGAGCCUCUUCUCCUUCACCAGCCUCCGGUGCUUCUCUGAAGUCGAGUGCAGCCUCCUACAUCCCCGUGCGCAUCGUCACGCACUCGCUCUCGCCGAGUCCCAGAGCUUUCCCCUCCCCUUUCCACGGCUCCUCCUCCACGGUCUGUAGCCAAGCGUCCUCCAGCGGAAGCCUCUCGAGGUCAGGGGUGAAACCCCCGGUGCCCUCCAGGCUUUCCGUCCUCACCGCCAUCCUGAAGUCCAGCCCUUCUCACCAAAGGCCCCUCUCCCCGGCCUCCUGUCCCACCUUCUCUCUCAACUCCCUGGCUUCCUCCACGCUCACGCUUGAUCAAAAAGUCAAACAAACCCCACCCACACCUAAGAAAUCCCUCUCAAGUUGCUCCCUGCGAUCAGGGUCUCCAGAGCAAAAGGAAAACCCGGUUUCCGACCUCAGCCAGCCAUCCUUCCCCUUUCUUUCUCCCACCAAAGCUGCACCCCCUCCCCAGGCAUCGGCCCUUUCUCCCCCAAAACAGGGCAGUAGCAGCUUCGCUUCUGUGAUUGUAGAGAAAAUGCCAUCCCCGACUCUGAAGAGCAGCCCAGUGACUUCCCAGCUGCAAACCAGUACCUCCAGCUCUGUGGGUCUGCCUCCCGUCCCUCCAAGCUUUUCUCCUCUGUCUUCGAAAGGCAGACAGGAUGCUGAGCCCAGAGGCCCAGGGAAGCCCAGGGAUAUCUGCUCGCAUGCCUCUACAUCACCUUCCUCCAUAUCGUCUUCUGUGUCUCCUCCCACUAACCCAAGGGCCAUGCUCUCCUCACCAGAGAGACGCUACCAUCCGUCCCCAGCUCUUUCAAACCUGAUAAACAGAUCUAAGAGCGCACAAGCGCCGGUCUCUAGCCAAGGGCAGACUCCGUCUACUCCACCCCCAGCCCCUGUCUCCAGCUCCAGCUCUGCCUCUCUUUCCUGUCUGGGGUCCUCUGCUCUGCCCCUGGCUAAUCCUCCCACAAAAGCACACCAGCUCAGUCCCUCCGCGCUGCACCCAAAUCUUACCCUGCCUUCAAGACUUGGGAAAUCCGAAAGCUCUAUAUCUGACCACAGGUCAUCUGUCUCAGCUCCGUCACCUCCCUUCUCUCUAACAAGAACCAAGGAGCUGAGUUCACCUUGUGCAUUGUCCAUGUCAGCAGGCCCUGAGAAUAAGAAACCCAAGCAAUACAAGACCAAGUCCAGCUACAAGGCUUUUGCAGCAAUCCCAACAAACACAUUGCUUUUGGAACAGAAGGCACUAGACGAACCAGCCAAGACGGACAGCAUUUCCAAGGACAGCACCUUAGACCCACCUCUGGAGUUGUGUUCCCCUGCACAGCUCAGGCAGCAAACUGAAGAGCUCUGUGCUACCAUUGAUAAGGUCUUACAGGAUUCCUUGUCUAUGCAUUCUUCUGAUUCUCCUUCAAGUUCCCUACAGACUUUUUUGGGUUCUGACACAGUCAAAAUGCCUACAACUCUUCCAAGAGCAGCUGGUCGAGAAACCAAAUAUGCAAACCUCUCCUCACCAUCUUCUACAGUACCAGAGAGUCAGCUGACAAAGCCUGGAGUAAUUCGCCCCGUACCAGUAAAAUCCAAAGUAUUACUGAAAAAAGAGGAGGAAGUCUAUGAACCCAACCCUUUCAGUAAAUACCUGGAGGAUAACAGUGACUUCUUUUCUGAGCAGGAUGUGCCUGCCCCUCCCAAGCCUGUUUCUCUCCAUCCUUUAUAUCAGACUAGACUCCAUCCUCCUGCUAAGUCCCUACUGCGACCACAGACCCGCCCGCAUGCUGACGGUCUUACCCCCGGACCCUUCAGCCACUUGUCCUCCUUCUCCUUGAGUGAUGAACAGGAGAAUUCUCACACCUUGUUUAGUUACAACGCAUAUAAUAAGCUGAGUCAUCCAAUGAUGGCUAUUCCGGAACACGAAACCCUUGAUUCCAAAGAGCAAUGAAGAUGGAGCAGAAGUGAACACUCAGGCUGGGCUGAAGUUUUUGGAACGCUGGUGCUAAUCACUUGCUAGAUUUAACUUUUAUCACUCUUUUUUUUCAGCCUUAGUGUUUUCCUUAUGAGCUGCAGUGAAACUAAAAAGGUUCCCUGCGGACAUAUAACAUGGCAGUAGUCACUAACACCCCGCUUAGAAGAGAUUUCCCUACAGUUUCUCCCACCACUGUUAGAGCCUUGAAUGCCUUCCAUUAAGCUGACAGCAAUACUAACACGCCCCUCUGUUUAGCAGGCAAAUAAAAAAGAAACAUGGGGAAAUAGACGGAUGGGCGUGAUGAUUUUUCAACACCAGUUUUAUUUUAUGCAUACGUUACUGUCUGAAUCAGGUUAUAUUUCCUUACUGCUUAAUUAUUUUUACACAUUAAAAAAAAAAAAGUAGCUUUUGGAAAAGGAGUCCCUGCCUGCUUUCAGGGCUUCACUGGGAAACUCUUGAAGGUGUGAAAGCUGGUAUUGACACAGACACGUGCUGUUGUCCUGUCCUGUUUGGGUUCUGCGUUUCCUGGGACGUGCAGACAGUCAAGUGUAGGUCGUGUUGCUGAACUGUCCUCCAUCACUGAUUCUCUGACUGUUGCCACGUGAUUCUUGCAGAGGCUGCUUCAGAGUUAGUUUGUACCCAUCAUCUUGGGAGCAGCCGAGACCGGAGAGCAAACCACCCUGUUGCAGACAGUCCCGGGAGCCUCCCUCCCCUCCACCCCAGCACACCCAGUGUCCGCCAUAUUGGCCGUGUUCCCUUUCUUUCCUAGCUGCCACCCCCAGCUUCCACUCCUCACCUUCUCGAAGUGGCUGCUUUUGUCUUGUCUGCCCAAUUGGGGCAGUACACCAAUGAAGAAUCCACCAUGGUUCUGGACAUCGAGUCCCUGGUAGCAGAGGACUUGGUAGACACUACGUACCCUCGUGCCCAACUCACAUUCUCCUUGGAGCCAUUGCUCCCUCAGACCAUUGCUCCAUCACCCUCAUCAUCCUGCCCAGGGCAAAGCAAGGAGAGUUGCCACAGAACAGUUGGCCUCCUCAUCCUCCACGCACCAUUUUGGAUGGCUCCAUUGCUGUAUUGCAGCAAUAAAGAUGGAGCAGAAGUGAAGAAAAACAUCCUGUAUUUCCAGCUGGUGCCUGGAAAUACAAAGUCCUUAUCAUCUCCUUCAUUAGUGGGUGAGGAGAAGUGGAGCCCUAGUAAUGCUUUAUGCUCAUUUCUUCUCCCCCAAACACUACUUCUCUACCUGCUAGCCUGUGUGAGGCAUCAUUUUAGAUUAUUGAUCAUCAUCUCUGGUAUCCACUGUGUUCUGAUCAUGUGUCCGGCACCACGAAUUUGAUUUAACCUUCACAAUGAGCCUGUGGGGCAGGUAAUAGUGUUAUUCAUAUUUUAUGUUUGUGAGAAGAGGCUCCAAAAGGUUAAAUCAAGCUAGUAAAUGCUAAAGACAGAACUAACACCAGAUAAUCAGGUUCUAAGACAGCCAUUUAUUCAAUUGUUUGUCCACUCAUCUUUGACUUUGAGAACAAAAGGUUGAGUCGAUCACACUCCCUAGUUCAUUGCUCUUAUAAGUUUGGGCAAGACCCCUCUCCUGUGUACUUGUUCAGACGAUUGAUUGAUUAACUUUUCUAAGGAUUUCUAUCUUCUCUUUUCUUGCUAUAGGUACAUAUUCUUGUGUUUGAUAUAUAUUCUUUACCUAUAUAUGUUUUGAAGAUGUGCAUUCUUUUUUGCUGCAUAUAUAUUUAAUAAAUGUAAAUGAUAUAGUUUA
Molecule: messenger RNA, 6346 nt
Organism: Bubalus bubalis (water buffalo)
Lineage: Eukaryota; Metazoa; Chordata; Mammalia; Artiodactyla; Bovidae
Gene: MLIP
Product: muscular LMNA interacting protein
Exons: 14
Coding region: 1642-4563 (973 amino acids)
Biological process (GO): negative regulation of transcription by RNA polymerase II
Cellular component (GO): nuclear envelope; PML body; sarcolemma
Molecular function (GO): lamin binding; transcription corepressor activity
Source: RefSeq, a predicted model, not a curated record